AUGGGAGAGGCAUUCCUUCCCGUAGACUUCCGCCGACACCAGUUCUCUCCCUUUCCACGAAAAUCCGAUUCACUUCCUUUUCAUAUUCGCAAGCCUUUGUUGUCUUCUUUAAUCCGUGAAGAAGUACACCGUAGUUCUUCUUCGUGUGGUGGUUUUACACUCAGCUUCUCAGCCACUAACUUCCGCCAGUUAGAGGUGCAGAUAUGGACUCUGAGUUGCCCAAAAGACUAUAUGCAGAAGGAACCUUGGGAAGAUUCAAAGUGA
Molecule: messenger RNA, 264 nt
Organism: Microthlaspi erraticum
Lineage: Eukaryota; Viridiplantae; Streptophyta; Magnoliopsida; Brassicales; Brassicaceae
Source: the annotation of a GenBank genome assembly